Messenger RNA from Leptosomus discolor (cuckoo roller), 1975 nucleotides. The record is from RefSeq and is a predicted model, not a curated record. NCBI's taxonomy places the organism in Eukaryota, Metazoa, Chordata, Aves, Leptosomiformes, Leptosomidae.
AUGGUUCUUCAUUUGAACUCCUUUUUUGGCUUCUGUGUUGGCUUCCUCUACCAUUGGAUGGGGACAACUUUAUCUUUGAAUCUGGAAGAUCCCAAUGUGUGUAGCCACUGGGAAAGUUACUCAGUUACAGUGCAAGAGUCAUAUCCACAUCCUUUUGAUCAAAUCUACUACACGAGUUGUACUGACAUCCUAAACUGGUUUAAGUGCACACGACACAGGAUCAGUUACCGUACUGCCUACAGACAUGGUGAAAAAACAAUGUACAGGCGUAAAUCCCAGUGCUGCCCUGGAUUUUAUGAAAGCAGGGAAAUGUGUGUCCCUCAUUGUGCUGAUAAAUGUGUCCACGGUCGUUGUAUUGCUCCAAACACCUGUCAGUGUGAGCCUGGCUGGGGAGGACCCAACUGUUCCAGUGCAUGUGACCGUGACCACUGGGGACCUCACUGCAGCAGCCGUUGCCAGUGCAAAAAUGGCGCCUUGUGCAACCCCAUCACUGGAGCCUGCCACUGUGCAUCAGGUUUCAAAGGUUGGCGCUGUGAGGAACGCUGCCAUCAAGGGACAUACGGAAACGAUUGCCAUCAAAAAUGCCAGUGUCAAAAUGGAGCCACCUGUGACCAUGUGACUGGAGAGUGCAGAUGUCCUCCUGGAUACACGGGUGCUUUCUGCGAGGACCUCUGUCCCCCCGGGAAGCAUGGGCCGCAGUGUGAGGAGAGGUGCCCAUGUCAGAAUGGAGGCGUCUGUCACCAUGUCACAGGGGAGUGUGCCUGCCCGCCAGGAUGGAUGGGCGUGGUCUGUGGUCAGCCUUGUCCUGAGGGUCGUUAUGGGAAAAACUGUUCCCAGGAGUGCCAGUGCCACAACGGAGGGACCUGUGACUCAGCAACAGGCCAAUGCCAUUGCAGCCCAGGCUACACAGGGGAACGGUGCCAAGAUGAGUGUCCAGUAGGGACUUACGGAGUGCAGUGUGCUGAGACCUGCAAGUGUAUCAAUGGUGGGAAAUGUUACCAUAUUAGUGGUGCCUGUCUCUGUGAACCAGGAUACACCGGAGAGCGCUGUGAAACAAGGCUUUGCCCUGAGGGAAUUUAUGGUCUCAAGUGUGAUAAAAAGUGUCCCUGCCACAUGCCCAAUACCUGGAGCUGUCACCCUAUGUCUGGGGAAUGCUCCUGCAAGCCUGGCUGGUCUGGGCUCUACUGCAACGAGACGUGUUCCCCGGGAUUCUAUGGCGAGUUGUGUCAGCAGAUCUGCAGCUGCCAAAAUGGUGCUGACUGUGAUAGUGUGACUGGAAAAUGCACCUGUGCCCCUGGAUUUAAGGGUGCUGCUUGUGGUACUCCUUGUCUUCCGGGGACAUACGGAGUAAACUGUUCGUCUGAGUGCAACUGCAAAAACAAAGCCAUCUGUUCACCAGUAGAUGGUUCUUGUGCCUGCAAAGCAGGUUGGCAUGGUGUAGAUUGCUCAAUAAAUUGUCCUAGCGGUACCUGGGGACUUGGCUGUAACUUAACUUGCCAGUGUCUUAAUGGAGGGGCUUGCAAUGCUCUGGAUGGAACCUGUACCUGUGCCCCAGGCUGGAGAGGAGAAAAAUGCGAGCUCCCUUGCCAGGAUGGCACAUAUGGUAUGGAUUGUGCUGAACGCUGUGACUGCAGCCAUGCGGACGGUUGUCAUCCCACCACGGGUUACUGUCGCUGUCUACCGGGAUGGUCAGGCAUUCACUGCGACAGUGUGUGUGCUGAGGGACAGUGGGGUCCAAAUUGCUCGUUGUCUUGUUACUGCAAAAAUGGAGCAUCCUGCUCUCCAGAUGAAGGAAUCUGUGAGUGUGCACCAGGAUACAGAGGCACCACUUGUCAGAGAAUUUGUUCCCCUGGGUUUUAUGGACACCGCUGCAGCCAGACAUGCCCCCAGUGUGUACACAGCAGUGGUCCCUGCCACCAUAUUACUGGCUUAUGUGACUGCUUACCUGGGUUUACAGGAGCCCUCUGUAAUGAAG